Didymodactylos carnosus is the source of this 591-nucleotide messenger RNA. The record is from the annotation of a GenBank genome assembly. NCBI's taxonomy places the organism in Eukaryota, Metazoa, Rotifera, Eurotatoria, Philodinida, Philodinidae.
AUGGCUACCUCUGUCGUUGGUACCACCUCUACGUCGUCCAUCUUUUAUGAGCAACUCGUUAUUGCUGAAAAUCGGUACAAGAAAAAGUUAAAUAAAUUUAAAUCGAGUAAAUUACAAGAAGUUAUUGAAAUGUUACACCUGUGUAUCAAUAUAAUUUCUAAUGAAAAAUCAAAUGAAAAUUACAACCAAAUGAAAAAUGAUACUCAGGAAACGUUGAACGAUUCAGAAAUGAAUCUUACAUUAUCGACAAAAAGACACGACCCGUCAUUACAAUGUCGAUUUUUCAAGGUACUCCCCAUCAAAUCCGGGUCUUCUGAGCAACAAAAUAUGAUUAUUAAUCGUUUACUGAAUCGAAUUGAUCGCGUUCUUGCUCAAAAUGAACGUCUUCUACAAGAAAACCAUGAUCUUGUUCGACAUCUCCUGCAUCAGGACCAACCAUCACCAUUAAUGUCUAUUCCUGCUUUAUCAUCCGUACAACAGCCGCUUUUACAUCAGCCUUCAUUUCAACCACAACCGAAAGAAACUGAAAAUCAUAUUCCAAAUGCAACAUCGACACCAAAAAUCAAAAGAAAAAAUAAGAUUCAAUGCUAG